Molecule: messenger RNA, 1261 nt
Organism: Drosophila willistoni
Lineage: Eukaryota; Metazoa; Arthropoda; Insecta; Diptera; Drosophilidae
Product: abscission/NoCut checkpoint regulator
Exons: 4
Coding region: 41-1138 (365 amino acids)
Biological process (GO): abscission; mitotic cytokinesis checkpoint signaling
Cellular component (GO): cleavage furrow; midbody; centrosome
Molecular function (GO): phosphatidylinositol-3-phosphate binding
Source: RefSeq, a predicted model, not a curated record
UGUCUAUUAUAAUAUAUGUAAAAUAAUUAAACAAUUAAAAAUGAGCUGCUAUGGGUGUAGCCGAAAAUAUGGGAUUUUCUGUAAAGAGAAUGGCUGUCCAAAUUGUGGCUAUUCCUAUUGCAGCAAGUGUCUUAAAAGACCCAUGCCAGUUCCACGCUAUGCAGGGAAGGUAAUGAAUGUUUGUCUAAUCUGCUACGAUAAGCUGUCCAAGCUGCAGGCCAAUGCGGAUGCCGAGAAGGUAAUCGACUGUGAAGCUCUUCCCGGCGAAUUGGUUACCAACAUACGUUUGCCAGCUCCACCCAAAAGUCCCACAGAAUUGCAGCAGCAGCUGGAGGCAGCCGAUGCCAUUUUUGACAAUAUUUUGCCAUCCGAAGAGCUGGCCGCUGUGCUGGCACCAACUAGUUCCAGUGCCAAUACAGCUGGUAAUCCACAUUCCAUCACCAAUGCCGAGGAUAUUAAUGAGAAUCUUGAUAGCGCCAUAACGAAACGUUUGCAAAAUCUCAAAACUGUCGAGCCCACUGGCGCGGACACGGAUGAUGAGAUACGUGAUCGUUUGUCCAAUUUGAGUGGCAUGCCGCAUCAAAAGAACUAUGACAAAAAAGAUUUGCUACUAUCGACAGACCAAAGAAGUGAUCAGGAUAAAAUCAAGGAUCUAUUAGAGCAAUUUAUGGGUGAAACCCAAUUGGAUCAGCGUGUAAGCGAAGAGCGGAGUGAUCCAAUUUCUGAUAUUGAGCGACGUUUACGUGCACUACGUGAUGCGCCCAUUGAGGAAGGUGCUCCAACCACAAAAGCAUCCGAUUUGAAUACUCCAAGUGAUAAUGAGGAUGACGAGAAUGACGAAACCGUGCUGCAGAAUAUCAUGAAAAAGUAUGUGGCGGAAUCCCGCUUACCGGCUACUGAUGCCCCAGAAGUUGCAAUUCCAACCACCAGCAAUGCUGCCACUAGCGGUUCCAUUACCGAGGAGCUACCAUGGUGCAAUGUAUGCAAUGAGGAUGCUGUCUUCCGUUGUCUGGGCUGUGAUGGUGAAUUAUUUUGUGCACAAUGCUUUCGCGAGUGUCACGACGAUGAUGAGGAGUAUCGAGAUCAUGUCAAAGAAAAGUAUAGUGCUCCGCCCAAUUUUAAGGAAAAUCAUUUCUAACCAAAUAUCUAUUUAUGUCUGUUUAGUUGACUCAUUGUAUCUAAUUCCUUCUAACUAUUUUCCAAUUCUCAAAAUUCUAUAUCUAUGACCAUAUACUCUCCUUAUAUAUGUAUGUAUAUAUAU